UUAUAACUCGCUUUACAUGAAGCUGAAUUUAAGGACUAUUUGCAAACUUUAGUUAGGACAAAGCCUUGCACUUAUUGAACAGUAUCAUUAUUAGUAUAUUAUUACACUGAUGGUCUGAAAGCUACUGGCUACAGUGGUUACUAAACUUUACCACUCCUUUGAUAACUCUUCAUAAUAUUUUUGCUUUCCUUCUCUUUCUGGAGAGGAGGAGGAAGAGAGAAACCUCUUCCAAGCCUUCUGCAAAGACAGCACCUUUUUACACUGUUCCUUCUGUUUUUUCCAAUGUGGGUCUAGUUUUUUCACAGGCCAAUCCAUCCUACAGAUUUUUGCUUCUGAUCUUGCUUCUGCUGGAUUAUCAAUUCCCCAUCCUCCUCCUCUGAGGAUCCUCUAACUCAGGGGUGUCAAACUUGUGUUGUCAUAGUGUCGUCAUGUGAUGUAUCGUGACUUUUCCCCCCUUCGCUAAACCGGGUAUGGGAGUAGACGGCACGUGAUGCAUCCAGGCCACAUGUUUGACACUCAUACUCUAACUGUUCAAUUGCCCUUGAUAAAUGCUUAAUACCUCCAAUCAAGAAAGAAGCACACAACACAAACAGACAUGUUUUAUCUGACAAAACUGUCCUUUUAAAAGUUUGUAUUAGAAGGCAGAUGUGCCUACUUACAAUUGCCUUAAAUUAAGCCAAGAAGCUUUGUUGCCUCUGUUGCACUUUUCAUGCAACUGGUAACUAGACAAAAGCAUAACCUCGAGAAGGUUAUAACUUAGUUACAUCUUAGUCAUGGCACUUCAGUCUACCAUAGUCUUGAACAAUUUACUAAUUUCAAAGCAGGAACUUUGCAAAUUCUAAAAAGCAGGCAAAUUGUUUUGUGCAAACAAUUGUACUUAAUCAUUUUCCUCUAUACAUAGAUCAUUUCCUUUACAGUAUUUGUACUAGAAAUAAAAAAAAUUACAGCACUAUCAAAAUGAUAGGAACAUUUAAUGUGUUUUCUACUAAACCAGGGGUGUCAAAAUGGUGGCCUACUGGCCACGCCCACUGCUGUUUUGGCGAAGGGGAAAAAAUUCACGAUACAUCACAUGACAACGUGACGCCACACACCCCUAAACUGUCCCGCUCUAAACUGUCAAAAGCCCAAGCAGCUGAUUUUAGAUUUUGCAUAUGCUAUUCUAAAAUUGUGAGGUCACAAAGUCAGCGAGGUCAUAUUGGCACUUUCAUUCUUCAGGUUUACAAUGCUGGUUGUGAAAAGAUAAGCACAGUUCAUAUUCUGGGAAGCAUGACUACGGAUUCUGUAGAUUUACCUGAAAAGUCGCGACUGAUUGAGAAGCUCUCAUUUGAGGCAUUUAAGUCUGGAUCUGAAAUUGAAGUGUCACGCUAUGUGUUUGGAUACCGGAGGAGAGAUCAUGACCUGUAUAAGUUUGUGGAAAAUGUGUUCUAUCAUCCUCUAUUCAAGUCUGUUAUGAUCAGCAGCAUUAUGCUCAAUGCGAUAUUCUUGUCUUUAGAAACUGAUUAUAAAGUUCGUUAUGAGUCACACAUGUUCCUGCAGGUAGCAGAUUUGAUCAUUUUAGCCAUCUACACCACAGAAUUUCUAAUGAAUCUUUACUUGGACCCGGUUAAUUAUUGGAAGGAUGGUUAUAAGCGUUUUGAUGCUUCUGUCCUUUUCCUUGCUUACCUCCCAUACACCAUUGACCAUAGCAACCCAGAAAGGCACCAUGUUUUAACCAUGCUGAAAGGAUUCCAAGCUCUCCGAGUCCUCAAGCUGCUCUACUAUAGUCCAGGGAUAACCAAUCUAAUGGAAGCUAUGGGCCAGACUGUGAAAAAUGUAAUCUAUGUCCUUGUCUUGUUGUUCUUGCUAAUAUUUAUCUUUGCUAUUCUGGGACACGGUUUGUAUGGAGACCCGCAACAGGGAGAUCCACAGAACUGGGGAAGUUUAGCAGAUGCCUUUUUUACACUCUUCAGCUUAGUAACGGUUGAUGGAUGGACAGACUUGCAGGAUGAAUUGGAUAAUAAAAAGUUUGUUACAAGCCGAACAUUCACAAUAGUAUUCAUUCUCCUAGGAUUUUUUGUAUUUUUCAAUAUGUUUAUUGGAGUUGUCAUUAUGGAUAUCCAAAACUCAACUGAGCAAUAUGAGCAAAAACUGCAAGAAGAAAGGCAGGUUACUUUGAUUGCAAAGAAGCAGGCCAUCUUAAAAAGGCAACAGGAAGAAAUAUUUGAAUUGUUCAAUCUGCAGAAAUCAACCGAGUACAAAACUUUUGAUGAAAUGGUGGAAAGCUUUAAAAAGAGCCUGCUUCAUUCAGAUCCUAUGAUCUUGGAAGACUUCUGUGCCAGCCUGCCAUUCAUUGACCUCUAUUUGGCAUCCCUUGAUCGUCAGGAUGCCACUGUGUACAAGCUGCAAGAUCUCUACUACGAAAUGGUUGCCAUUUUGACUACCCUGCUAUACCAUUCCCAGGAAAAGUGUUUGCACUCUCUGCAGUGCUUUAGGGGAAGAUCUAAGUAGUCCAUUGUCACCAAAAUAAUGUAGGAAAUU
This is a messenger RNA of Ahaetulla prasina, 2517 nucleotides long. It is a transcript of the gene CATSPER3, whose product is annotated as cation channel sperm associated 3. Gene Ontology annotation, molecular function: monoatomic ion channel activity. The transcript has 8 exons. NCBI's taxonomy places the organism in Eukaryota, Metazoa, Chordata, Lepidosauria, Squamata, Colubridae. The record is from RefSeq and is a predicted model, not a curated record. Gene Ontology annotation, biological process: monoatomic ion transport; transmembrane transport. Bases 958 to 2487 code for a protein of 509 amino acids. Gene Ontology annotation, cellular component: membrane.